UCCGUUUUUCAUUCCUGAAAUUCCUUGACAAAGGUUAGCCCAAACAAGAGGGUUUCGGAACAGAAAAUCUGUAGACAAAAGCCACAAUACCGACCUAUUCAGCCGGGGACACGCGAGAUAAUAUUAUCGGAACGUCGACUUUCAUUUUCGUGCUACAGUGAGUUCGGAACGCUUAUAAAUAUCCAAAAUACCGGUUCGGCGAGGGAAAACCCAGGCGUUCAUAUACAUCAUGUCGCGUCACACCGAAACCGAGUACACGAUCUUCGAAGACCACUGCAGCUCGAGCUCCUACAAGAUGAGCGCCCUGUCCAGACGGUCCUUCAAGGUCAUCCUUUUGGGGGACUCCGGUGUCGGGAAGUCGUCUCUGUUCGCCAGGUUUAGCGGCGACAGUUUUACGGAGGCCACCUUCGCGACAUUACAGGUGGGCAGCUGCCGGCGGACAUUCAGGUUCGGAGACAGAGAAGUUACGCUAGAAUUGUGGGAUACGGCCGGCACAGAACGCAUGUUGUCCCUAACAGAGAACUACUACCACCACGCCUCCGCCGCCCUCUUUCUCUACGACGUGAACGACCAGGCCACCUUCCUCGGCGUCCAGUCCACCUGGGUCCCGUCCAUCCGACGCCGCGACCCCACCAUGACAACUUUCCUCGUGGGCAACAAGACGGACAUUGCUUCUACUUCUAAAUACGCCUUCGAAAACGUUACCCUAGACGAAGCGAGAAGAUACGAAAGUUCUAUAAUUGAUCUGAAAGUUGCUGGGAAUUUCCAAGUUUCAGUCAAAACUGAAGAGGGGGUGCACGAAUUGUUUGAGACUGUAGCAGAAGCCCUGUGCGGUGAUGUGAAGACAGAGGAGAAGAAACCAGACGAAGUCAUCACGCUGAAACCAAAGAACAAACAGAGAGUGUGGGACAAGUGCAAAUGUUGACUUAAAAGUUUAUUUGUAUUGGUAGAAGCCAUUCUGGAUAUAUAAAUCGAACUGUAAUUUUCCAUAAGAAAUUGAACUUGCUCCAAAUUUUCUAACUGACCAACUCCAGCCUUUGUCAUAUUAGCAAUCCGCUGUGAUGCAGAAAAACAGGUGACUCGGUAAGCGGUGGAUCAUAAGUUUUAGAAAGUCUAUGUUGAGGGACAAAGUCCGGAUAUAGAAGUCCUUUUUUCAUUCCUUUUUCCAAAGAAGUCUUGAAAAGUGCAAAUGUUGACCGGUCGACUCAAUUUCAUGAUCUUUUUUUGUGAACAUUUUCAAUGACACGCUUGACAACAGAGAGUGAUUGAGUCAGAAAAAUUGCUUUCGAAAUCUUCAAACGUUUUUGCACUUAUAAGACAUUGUUCCAGAAAGACGAUUGAGACUAAACAACAACAAAAAAACAAACAAACUAGUUGGGUUGUUAUUUGGCGGUUUUUGAAGCAGAGGCUUGUGGCAGGGCGCCAUGACAAAAUUCAAACAUUACUUCAUCUGUGGAAUCUGCCAAAGGCUGUAGACCUAGACUAAGGUUGUGACGCUGAAUACUAAUGCUUGGCCUUCAUACGAAGUCGCCUGAAGGUUUCGCUUAUCUAUUAUGUACAAUCUAAUUGUCUUCUGAUUUGAAAUCGGUUCCCGUAUUUCUCAGUGUACACCACAACUCACGUAAAUCACUCGUAAAGCUGAAAGCACACCGUUGUAAAUAUGUAUUUGAUACUAAAUUGCUCUUGUAAAAUGUAACCAUGGGCCAAAGGUCCAUCUGAAUUACGUUUUAAAGUAAUAAACCACGUUGACGUUAUGUUUUGUUGGCAAGAUUGCUGUAAGAAUAAGUUCAAUCUAUCUUUAUAUAUGCAUAUUUCAGUCGUGAUAUGAAAUGUUGGUUCUUUCUGUAUGUACAAAUAAAGACAACAUUAUUGUUUUCUAGCUAAAGGCAACCAGAAUACAGCUGAUGCCCUGACUAAACAGUGAAAACAAAAGUAAAAGUAGCACGUGGGCGGUGGGUGGGGUUACCCGAAGUUGUUCAAUCACCAUGCACAGGUGUAAGAUCGAUAUCUAAUGCUACAUCAAACUGUGCCUAGGCUAAAGUCUCCUCCCAAAGAACGCAAACCU
Molecule: messenger RNA, 2065 nt
Organism: Branchiostoma floridae (Florida lancelet)
Lineage: Eukaryota; Metazoa; Chordata; Leptocardii; Amphioxiformes; Branchiostomatidae
Product: ras-related protein Rab-6.2-like
Exons: 2
Coding region: 230-925 (231 amino acids)
Molecular function (GO): GTP binding; GTPase activity
Source: RefSeq, a predicted model, not a curated record